GGAUUUGGACCUUGGAGUCAGGGAGGGAAUCUUCAAGGAGGGCCUUACGUGGAACAUGGAGGUCAUUGGCAAGGAUAUGAAUAUCAUGAACCAAUGAUGGAUAUGGAUGGCCCUGGUCCCAGCUUCAGUCAAGGAUUUGGGAUGCCGCCUGAUUUCCCACCAAUACCUAAAAGACCCCCAUUCCACCUUGAGUUUGAGUUAUCUGAGGGUGCAAAUCAUGGAUUUGACAGAAAUGCAGGAUGGCAGAGUGAAAUUGGAAGUCCAUUCUGGGACAGAGCUGGUGGGUCACGUCAAGGCUUUCGACGACCUUUUGACCGCAGCAAUGCUAGAGGAGUUGAUGAUCACGUCUCAAAAAAAAAAAAAAGAAAGAGGAUUUUCUCAGCAGUCCAGCCGGCCCCAGUAAAGUUUGACAAGAAAAGUGUUGAAUUUACACAGACACAGCAAAAACAAACCGUGCAAGGGAGCCAACCAUCAGAAGCACAGGUUAAAGAUGCAAAGCAACAUAACGGAAAUGCAAAACAAGGGGAAGACACAAAAUUGAAGUCUAUACAGGAAGCUAAAGGUGACAAAUCAAAAAUGACUAAGAAUGAAGGGGCUAACACAAAAGUCGCUCCAGGAAAGAUGGAGCCAACAGAUGGGAAGUCAGUGAGUGAUACUUCAAGCACAACUUUUACAUGUAGGCUGUGCAAGUAUGAAACCCAAGAUGAGACUGAAGUUCAGAAACACUUUAUUUCCAAACAGCAUUUGGAGGUCAUUAGGCAUCUCUACAUCUUCCUGCCAAAACAGAGCGUGGAUUUUUUACAGAGGUAUCUUAAUUUUGAGAAAAACAAAGUGUCCCAAGAGAGGAAGAGGGAGAAUCUACAAGCUAAGAGAGACGUCUUUGAAGGUAUUGGGCAGGAACAUUUUUUCCACCGCAUUGAAGCGGCUCACUGUUUGGCAUGUGAUACCCUUAUCCCUGAUGUCCCAGAACUUCUAAUCGAACAUACAAAGUCAGAGAGUCAUACUCAAAAAUGCAAGACGUCAUCCAAGGAAAUCAAGAGCAAUUGCCUGGCAAUGGCAAAGGCAAUGCUACAGGAUGAAAAUGUCUUGAGAACGCUCAAAGUGUACAAUAAGGGAUGGAAUCCCUCCAAAGACAGAGAUUCAGUGCAAGCAAGCAGCCAUGAUGUUCUAGUUGCUGAAGAGGAUGACUAUGUGCCCACCGUUGAAGAUGUAUGUGAUGCUGACGGUGAUAAAAAUAUAGACUUUAUGCAGAAUAUGAAAGAUUCCACAACUAUUAUUGAAAAUUCUUCCUUGAACGCUUUACUUCUCAGUCAGUCGGAAGUGAUGGACAGCAACGGCUCAGACAAUGAGAAUGUUUUAAUAAUUCCUGAUAUUGAUGAAACAGAUGAGGAGGAGGCUGCUGAAGCUCCAUGA
Molecule: messenger RNA, 1413 nt
Organism: Staurois parvus
Lineage: Eukaryota; Metazoa; Chordata; Amphibia; Anura; Ranidae
Source: the annotation of a GenBank genome assembly